UUUGUUAUUAGUUUUGUAACUCUUUUAAAUCCCGGGAUGAAUAUGACAUUUUUUUUAUUUACGAUUAAAAAAAAUUCCACAUGUCGAGUGAAAAUUACAGUUUUUAUCUGCCAAAUUUAAUAAGGAGAUUUUUUAAUUUUUUUAUCAGCCAACAAGUAUCGAGUGUAGAUGAAGUCGAAAAGUACUCGGAAAAUUCAGAGAAACUGCAGGAAAAAAUAACGAAUUUUAAUUUUUUGACGUGUGUUCAAAUUGUGAGACAGUGGUACCCAAAAUUAGUUACUAAAAUAUUUAAUACAUAUUAUUAUUACCACGGAAAAAUAUUUUUUGAAUCUGUCAAUAAAAAGUAUACGGUAACGAAUAUAUAUGAAAGUAAUAGACAAAUAAAUUUACAAAAGUAUAAUAAUAUUCUAUCCUUUGAACGUUACACUGAAGACAGAGGUGCAGAAAAAAAAAUUCAAGAUAUAAUUUAUAAUUUUUCUCAUUUUCCUCAAACAGACGAAACUAAUUUACGCGAAGUUGAUUCAAAAAUUUAUUACUCUCUCUUGAGUAAAAUAAAACUAGAGCCAAAGGAAAUUGAACAUCGUCUAGACAAAUUGGAACAGACUCAAAUAUCUCAUUAUACAAAUCAACGUUAUUGUUUUACCGUCAUUCAAAUAUCGUUGGAAAACCAUAAAAUUUUUUGGAACUCGACUCUAGAAAUACGCCCUCUGCUCAAAAUCCCAAUAGACCGGUCCAAAAAUUCAGGAACUACUGAAAUUUGUAUUGACCAAAAUUUCGUCACUAGAAAAAUUUCAAAUUCUGUUGUUAUGUCAGAAAAAUAUAUCAUCAAAAAUAAGUUGGAGCAAGAAAAUAAAUUUUUGAAUCCGUGGAUUCCCGCGGAAAUUAUUUUCAAAAAUUUAAAUUCCUUUGAAAGUGGCGCUAAAAUUAUAAAUGAUCAAAAUUCUGACAGUGAAGCCUCUGAUACUGAUGACAUGAAUGAAAAUCUAGAUGAAAGAAUAAUAAAUAUAACAAAAAAAUUGAUAAACUGGGAAAACAGAGCUUACGCAUACGCGAAAUUGAAAGGAAAGUCCUGGACAAUCUUAGCAACUCAAGAAACUAAUUUUGAUUUAUGGUUCAGUGACACAGAAAGUGACUCUUCAUUAGAGUUUUAGCGAAAAAUCUUCUGUACGCAAAUAAAAAAAUUUGUCGCAAAGACGAGGUUACUUGCAGUGAUACCGUAUGGACUUUGAGUAACUCGUGUGUUUGACGCUGUGGUUUCCUUUGAAAACCCAAGAAAGGACAACUGUAUUUCCUCCAGCUCCUGUCGUAGCCAAUGUUCAACAACCCGGAAAUGCAAAAUGGUCAAGCGAGUUUACAAGACAGUAUACAAGGCUGGAAACUCUUUUUCCAAUAAAUUCAAACAAUAUCAGAUUCACUUUGUUGAAUAUUAUGUCUUUUGCAAAGUCGGAUACAAUUUUACCUGACCUAGUCUACAAAAGGCUUUUAUGUAAAUAAUAUAAUUACAUAUAGUACUUUUCCAAAAGAUUCUUUGAAUGAUUUUAUUAAAUUUCAAACUCAAGCAGCUUUUCAUGAGUCAUAAUUUCGUAA
Messenger RNA from Microplitis mediator, 1587 nucleotides. RefSeq lists its product as uncharacterized. Bases 81 to 1151 code for a protein of 356 amino acids. NCBI's taxonomy places the organism in Eukaryota, Metazoa, Arthropoda, Insecta, Hymenoptera, Braconidae. The transcript is spliced from 3 exons. The record is from RefSeq and is a predicted model, not a curated record.